Molecule: messenger RNA, 1030 nt
Organism: Nicotiana tabacum (common tobacco)
Lineage: Eukaryota; Viridiplantae; Streptophyta; Magnoliopsida; Solanales; Solanaceae
Product: protein CHLORORESPIRATORY REDUCTION 6, chloroplastic
Biological process (GO): NAD(P)H dehydrogenase complex assembly
Cellular component (GO): chloroplast
Source: RefSeq, a predicted model, not a curated record
UAAGCUAAAUAACAAAAACUAUUUUAACUGUCAAAAAAAUCACAAGAAUAUGAGUCAUUCUUCUUUAUCCAUGGCUUCCACAAAACCAUUACACACACUUUCUUCUCCACUCAAACAAACAAUUCCUUCUUUUGUUCCUUUGAUUUCCUAUAAACCCAAUUCAGAUUUUUCAAUUUCUUUCACUUCUUCUUCACAGGUAAAUCAACAAUCCCAGCUGAGACAAGUUGCUGCUUCUGUAGCAUUCAAUCCUUCUGGGAAUUUUGACCUCUCCCUUUAUGAUGAGCAAGAAAAUACAGAAGUAGCACCUCCACCAAUGCCCCCAACAGAAGGUAGAUACGAAGUUGUUAUAGAUAAUGACAUUAUUCAACGUCUUGAUUUAUCCCCAUUUCAAAAUGCAACUGGAUUAUCAUCACCCUUAUCUGCCAAGCCAAAGGAGUUUCUGGAAAGGACAAUUGGUUUUACAAUCAAUUACAAAAGAGAAGAUAAAUAUGAUCCAAGGGAAUUAUCAGAAUUUCCAGAUAUACGACUAUGGUUCAUUCGGCUAGAUGCUACUUAUCCAUGGCUGCCAGUUUUAUUGGAUUGGAGAGCUGGAGAACUUGCACGUUAUGCAGCAAUGUUGGUACCCCAUCAGAUGAGUAUGAAAAUGGGGGUAGUAUUCAAUCCAGAGGCAUUGGAGUUGUUUGUGAUGAAUAAGGUGUUUGUGGUAUAUUCUUGGUUGAAGCAAAAUGAGAUUCCAAUGCCAAGGCUGAAGACAAAAGAUAUGGCAAGAAUGCUUGGUUUUGGAAUUGGGGAUGAACUUUUUGACUUGAUUGAUAAACACCAUAUUGAUACUUCAUGAAGUUGAAGAAAGAGGAAAAUUAGGCUUCUGCAAAAAAAUAAUUUUUUUGAAUAUGUGGAAUAUCAAAAGCUUAUUUUUCUAGUCGUAUCUAGUAGUUGUGGAGGUUUGAGCUUCAUAUUAAAUUUGGUAUGGUUCAAAUUAAUCAUAUGAUGUACAUGUUUUACUUAGUUAAAAUUGUGUCAAGUUGAUAUA